CCACCUCAAUAAUCCCAUCAAACAGCGAGCACCAUAUUGCAAACAUUGUUACAUUGCCAUUUUAGUCAUGAAGAAGAACCUCUUUUUCUCCUUGUUGGCUCUCCUCUUAGUCCUUUUCCUCAUUGCCCAUGUCGGGGAGGCAGCGAUUUCAUGUGACACUGUGGUUAGUAAAUCAACUGCAUGUGUGGCGUAUGCCACAGGCAAGGCUCCAAGCCCCGGUAAUGCAUGCUGUAGUGGGCUGCAACAGCUUGCUCAAUUGGCGAGAACUGUUAAUGAUAAGAAGGAUAUUUGCCGCUGCUUAAAGAGUGCUGCUAAGUCUAUGAAAGUAAAUGACGCAUACUUGAGCAAGAUUCCCCGCCUUUGCAAGAUCAAUGUUGGUUUCUCAGUAUCCUCUAAAACCAACUGUGAAACCAUACACUGAAUUGCUGUGGAGUCAGAGCCGGCCAUUGGGUUGAGAAUGCCAUCAUAAAGAAUAUUAGGAAGGACUUAUAAUAAAUUAAACAGUGAUAAGAAUGUAUCAUCUUCCGUAUGAUGCUACUUCUGGCUUUAUUAAUAAUGGAAUUCUCUAAGUUUUCUGGUUA
This is a messenger RNA of Mangifera indica (mango), 581 nucleotides long. Its product is annotated as non-specific lipid-transfer protein C, cotyledon-specific isoform-like. The record is from RefSeq and is a predicted model, not a curated record. Gene Ontology annotation, cellular component: membrane. Bases 68 to 421 code for a protein of 117 amino acids. Lineage: Eukaryota; Viridiplantae; Streptophyta; Magnoliopsida; Sapindales; Anacardiaceae. The transcript has 2 exons. Gene Ontology annotation, molecular function: lipid binding. Gene Ontology annotation, biological process: lipid transport.